UUUUGAUUACCUACCUAGCUUCGUUCAUCUUUACUUGUCGCGCCACAUCUCCAAUUGGCCGAUUAUUUAUGCGAAAAAAAAAAAUGAGCCUCCCUCGCAUAUUUAGGCAUGCCCUCGCCGCCAGGGGUGCACCAUCGACGGCAUCAAGAGCAGCCGCUUGCCAUCGGGCCUGUUUUAACCUAAGCAAUGCCCGGUCCUUCUCCCAUUCCAGCCCGCCUCAAGCGGGCGUCCCGAUGCCUCUCGUGACCGAGGUGACGGCCGGUGGCUGGCGAACCUCCGACAUAUUCUCCAAGCUACUCCAGGAGCGCAUCGUCUGCCUCAACGGCCCGAUAGACGACUGGACCCAAGCGUCAGUCACUGCCCAGCUGCUCUGGCUCGAGCAGGACAGUCCGCACAAGCCCAUCACGUUGUACAUCAACAGCCCCGGCGGCCAGGUCUCGUCGGGCCUGGCAAUCUACGACACCAUGAACUACAUAUCCUCGCCGGUGCAUACGGUAUGCGUCGGUAUGGCCGCAUCGAUGGGCGCCAUCCUGCUCCUUGGCGGCGCCGCAGGUCAGCGGUACGCCCUGCCGCACAGCCAGAUCAUGGUGCAUCAGCCCCUCGGCGCGACGCAGGGCCAGGCCUCGGAUAUCAUCAUCUAUGCCAAGCAGAUCACGAGGAUAAGGAGCCAGAUCAACGACAUUAUGCGCCGUCACCUCAACACCGCCGCCGGGAAGGAGAGGUUUGGCGUCCAGGAGGUGGACGAGAUGAUGGAGCGGGACAAGUAUCUCACCGCGGAAGAGGCCGUGGAGCUGGGCAUCGUGGACAAGAUACUCACGAGUAGGAGCGAUGCGGUCGCUUCCGCGUUGAAUAAUUCUAGUGCCGGCCAGUCUGCGGCGCCCCCUGCCGAGGCGCAAGAUAAGAAGAAGGAUUAAUAGAGCGCAUUGACCCUCCUCCCAGAAAUCUCGACAACAUCCCCAGUAUCGUGAUGUUGUCGCGUUUGCUUUGGAAAACAAGCAGUAUGCAGAACCACUGGUUCUCGAAUAGGAUGAUUUAAUGGCUUCGCGAAACAGCCAAAGUAGUGACCAGCAA
Pyricularia grisea is the source of this 1071-nucleotide messenger RNA. RefSeq lists its product as uncharacterized. The record is from RefSeq and is a predicted model, not a curated record. NCBI's taxonomy places the organism in Eukaryota, Fungi, Ascomycota, Sordariomycetes, Magnaporthales, Pyriculariaceae. The transcript has 3 exons. Gene Ontology annotation, cellular component: endopeptidase Clp complex. Gene Ontology annotation, molecular function: ATP-dependent peptidase activity; serine-type endopeptidase activity; ATPase binding. Gene Ontology annotation, biological process: protein quality control for misfolded or incompletely synthesized proteins. The coding region runs from base 69 to 914 and encodes 281 amino acids.